AUGAAGUGCGUGGUUCUCAAGCAGGGAGCCAACCUGUCAAGAAUCAAAAGAAGAGGAAGUCAAAACAAGUCCUGUGAUUCUUUCUUCUCACUGUUUUCAGGACUCUGGGGCCUGGUCAACAAUGCUGGCAUCUGUGUCUUUGCUGUCAAUGAGUGGAUGAGCAAACAGGACUUUGCAACUGUACUGGAUGUGAACCUGUUGGGCAUGAUCGAGGUGACACUGAACAUGCUGCCCUUAGUGAGGAAGGCAAGGGGCCGCAUUGUCAAUGUCUCCAGCAUCCUGGGUCGAGUGACUCUUUGUGGUGGUGGUUACUCCAUCUCCAAGUAUGGUGUAGAGGCCUUCUCAGACUCCCUCAGGAGGGAGCUCUCCUAUUUUGGGGUGAAGGUGGCUAUCAUAGAGCCUGGUGGUUUCAAGACAAAUGUCUCUGAUGUCAAGAGGCUAUCACAUUACUUAGAGAAGCUGUGGGACCAGGCCACCUCAGAGGUCAAGGAGAUUUAUGGCGAGAAGUAUCUGGACUCCUAUGUGGAAACAAUAAAGUCAUCUGUGGACACAUGCUCAGAGGACCUGUCUGUGGUGACUGACUGCAUGGAGCAUGCUCUGACUGCCUGUCAUCCUCGAACCCGAUACUCAGCUGGUUGGGAUGCCAAGCUAUUCUAUCUUCCCUUGAGCUACAUGCCCACAUUUCUUGUGGAUGCCAUUUAUUAUUGGAAUUUUCCAAAGCCUGCCCAAGCCCUCUGAAUCUUCAUGUGUGUGGAGACUUGGGGAAGUAGGGUGGGUGGAGGAAGAUAAUGACGUGGGGGCACAUUGUUCACAGUACUCACUAAAAUAAUUCUGCUUUCAUACCACUCAAAACCAGAGGAAACUUUACCACUUAAAGUUCAGAGGAAAGAGCCAAAGAAUUCUGCCAAGGGGUAGUGAUUCAAAGGGGCUGGCAAUAGUCUGUGAAUUUAGGCAGGUUCCUAAGGUUUGCUUCAUCAUAGCCUAGUUUGAGAAUCCACAGAACUGCAGAGGUUUUAAAUACCUAGGACAUGGUUUGCCUCUUGUCCCCACCUCAUUAUGUGCAUGGGCCUGGCUACUCAUGACAUCAUGGAAGAUUGAAUGAAUCCACUUCACAAUCACCUUUCUCCAUGGUGUCAGGUGGAAUGGCCACCACCAGAACUUCAUGCCCUAAUGCGGUGUCAGCAGGCUGUGCUUAGGAGGUGGUUUUGCUGGUGAGAUAGAGUCUGGCUAAGAUAGAAAACAUAACAACAACAACAACAACAAUUUUUAUUCAUCUUAAAACCAUGGCUUUCUUUGGAAUCCUUUCAUUUCAGAAUAAAAGUUGAAAGAUUA
Grammomys surdaster is the source of this 1332-nucleotide messenger RNA. Its product is annotated as retinol dehydrogenase 7-like. Bases 1 to 738 code for a protein of 245 amino acids. The record is from RefSeq and is a predicted model, not a curated record. The transcript has 4 exons. NCBI's taxonomy places the organism in Eukaryota, Metazoa, Chordata, Mammalia, Rodentia, Muridae. Gene Ontology annotation, molecular function: oxidoreductase activity.